Lachancea meyersii CBS 8951 is the source of this 288-nucleotide messenger RNA. Lineage: Eukaryota; Fungi; Ascomycota; Saccharomycetes; Saccharomycetales; Saccharomycetaceae. The record is from the annotation of a GenBank genome assembly.
AUGUCGUUUGUACCCAUAGUUUGUGGGAAGAAGGACUGGGACAAACAAUACGAUCAGUCCAUUCAAUACGGCUCUCUGUACUGUCCUAACUGCCACAACUUCAGCGUGCAUCCUGUCAAAAGAAGAGAAUUUAUAUCCAUCUGGUUCAUUCCCGUCUUUCCCCUAUUCGUCGGUAAACAACUAGUGUGCCCUAUCUGCAAUUGGCGCCAGGACUUCAAAAACGACGAGCAAUUACAAAAAGUUGUCCGGGAACAGCAAAACGUACGACAGGGGAAAGUUGGCGUUUGA